Molecule: messenger RNA, 4324 nt
Organism: Centropristis striata (black sea bass)
Lineage: Eukaryota; Metazoa; Chordata; Actinopteri; Perciformes; Serranidae
Gene: rab33ba
Product: RAB33B, member RAS oncogene family a
Exons: 2
Coding region: 244-975 (243 amino acids)
Biological process (GO): Rab protein signal transduction
Cellular component (GO): endosome; Golgi apparatus
Molecular function (GO): GTPase activity; GTP binding
Source: RefSeq, a predicted model, not a curated record
UCUCGCGAGAAAAUACUUCUUUGGACAACAUGUACGUGGCUUCACCUCACAGCUGAGCUGAGGACUGGGAGUGUUGUUGAAGACAAAAACAUUAUAUGCAUAUUGACAGUUUUAGUUGACGCUCCGUGGUCCUCCAGCAGCAGCAGCAGCAGCAGCAGCAGCAGCCGGACUGAGAGCAGCAGCCGCCCGCUGCAGCUGCACCAGGCUUGCCCCCCUGCGGAUCAUCCAGCCUGUCGGUGGGAGAUGGCGGAGAGCGGGUCGUCGGUUGAAUUCUCCGGCUCUCUGGCGAGCUCGUCUCUUCCGCCGCCGAGGACACGCAUCUUUAAAAUCAUCGUGAUCGGGGACUCGGGCGUGGGGAAGACCUGCCUCACGUACCGCUUCUGUGCCGGGAAGUUCCCCGAGAAGACCGAGGCCACGAUCGGGGUGGACUUCAGGGAGAGGCUGGUCGAGAUCGACGGCGAGAAAAUCAAGAUCCAGCUGUGGGACACUGCAGGUCAGGAGCGCUUCAGGAAGUCCAUGGUGCAGCAUUACUACCGCAACGUGCACGCUGUCGUUUUCGUCUAUGAUGUCACCAACGCCGCCAGCUUCCGCAGCCUGCCAGCCUGGAUCGAGGAGUGCAAGCAGCACGCGCUGGGCACCGAGGUCCCCAGGAUCCUAGUGGGAAACAAGUGCGACCUCCGAGACUCCGUCCAGGUGGGCACAGACGUGGCGCAACAGUUCGCCGACGCCCACUCCAUGCCUCUGUUCGAGACGUCUGCAAAGAACCCAAACAGCCAGCAGGGGGACGGGAGCUGCGGCGGAGGAAACAGUGACCACGUUGAGGCGAUUUUUAUGACGGUGGCCCACAAGCUGAAGUCUCAGAAGCCUCUGAUACUGAGCCAACCGCCCGGGGCGUCAGGGGGAACCAUCAACCUGAGCAGGGGGAGGGAUGACGGGGCCGACGGGGCCAGGAGCUGGGGCUGCAGCAGCUGCUGAGGGAGGAAAGUGGAGGGAAAGAGGGAGACAACUUGAGCCUGAGGCUUCACAACACUGAGGGAUGAUGAGUGGAGGAACCAAAAGGAAGAACGGAUCUAAGGAAACGGCUUCACAAUCAGCACAAACACAUCGAUGAAUAUCUCCAUUAGUAGAGGAUACUUUUUUCCAACGGCCGUGCUUAACUUUAUCAAUGACUUGAAAGGGGUUUGAGGUAGUAUUUACAGUUUGAUUGUUGUUUUUGGGAUGCCAAAAUCUAUCGUUGGUUCAUGGAAGUGAUCCUGAACAAAUGGCCAAAAUAUCCGAUUCUAGAUCAGUUUCUUCUCCUUCAAUAAUAAUUAAGAUCCGAAACCUGCAUCGUUCAACUCACUUAGCAACAGAAAACAUGGAGACACAGUGGCAUUAAUGGAUAAGGGAUUAUAGUAGGGCUGUACCCUAGACCUGGGGUGGACUUAAUCACAGAAGGCAUCAUUAGAAAAUACAAUCUGUUUGGUUUGUAUAGAGUCAGAGCUGCCCUGCUGUGUUCAUGGCGUUAUGUUUACAUUCAGUGUUUCUCAUUCAAACACAUUGUGUAUUUUUACAGCCUAACGAACACAUUGAAUGCAUUCAAGUCUUCAAAGAAUAUUUGCAUAGCCAAAAUUUUUAAUAUUUAAAAACUUUCUAGCUAAUAAAAUGCUAAAUGUAUCGCGUGUUAUCACCCCAAUGACUGUGGAUCAGUGGGAAAGCUGCAUCACCAGCCUCUAACACAGCGUCCCUUUAAAUCUCUUUGCUUUAAACCCAAAGAUUGAAAACAUUUUUUUUUUAAAUUUCAUGUUAUUGUUCUGUUUGCAGCACAUGCUUAUCAAGCUCCCUGGAAAAAGGGAUUAGUGGUAAAAAAAAUGUGUUUUUUUAUUAAACUAGAUAACUUAAUCACUGUCUUUUUGGUAUUUUCUCUAAUCUUAAGUGCAGUUGUAAGCUUCUCGCUGCUUGUCAGAAGGCCUUAGACUAGUUGAGGCUCGUCCACGUAACUUUGGGCUCGCUGUCAGCCGAGUGAAUUAUGGCUAGUCAAUGCAUGGUCUGAAAAACGAGCUGUGAAUUGUAGGAUUUUGCUGGUGUAUUACAGGACCCUAUUCCUCAAGGUUUAAAAACAAAAAGAACAGGCAAAAUAAUUGUGAACCAGUGGUGGUUGCCCGUUUUACCCUAUUGGUAAUCCACGUUCAAGUUGGACUGAUCAAACUUAAAAUUUGAUUAAAGAUCUUUCUGAAACCAUCCAAAUUGGUCCAGUCAGUAGUGAUGUGCCAUUGAAGCCUCAUGAACCAUUUGCUUUAUUUUCUGAGUCCACUAGAUGCCGCCCUUGGUUUAUUGAAAAAGGCUCUAGCAAUGGUACUCAAGUGUUUUCAGUAGUGAUGUGCCAAUGAAGCCUCAUGAACCAUUUUCUUUAUUUUUUGACCCCACUAGAUGGCCCUCUUGGUAUUUAAAAAAAGGCCCUAGCAAUGGUUUUAAGUGUUCUUUCAGCCCUUUGUUGAACAGAGAGCGCCAUCUAUUGGAGUCAGAAAAUAAAGAAAAUGGUUCAUGAGGCUUCAUUGGCACAUCACUACCAGUCAGGUCCAUGUUAUUAUUGUGAGAUUUGAGACUAGCUAGCAUAGCUAGCUCUAUUAGAGAUGUUCAAAUGAAGCUUCAUGAACCAUUAGCUGUAUUUGUUGACCCUACUGCAUGGUACUCUUGGUUUGAAGAAAAGGCCCAAGGAUGGGCAAUUCAUUGAGUGCCAUCUAAUGGGCUCAGAAAAUGGUUAAUGAAGCUUCAUUUGGACAUCACUUUUGAUUAGUUCUAACUCUGUUGGCUAGUGUAUGAGUGGUUAGCCCAGAUAGUCAUGGUUAUGUUCACAGCUUGUUUCCACUGCCCCAAAAUGGCAAAAAAAAAAAGAGUUCCCAGAGGUCUAAAUGAAGACACAUUUUUAAUGGAAUAAUGGAAACAGUAUAACAGUUAAAGCCACAAUGAGAUGGAGUAGCCCAUUGUUUUUAAACACAAUAUUCAAAGCCUAAAGUCAUCUAAUAAGCUUACUCCUUGAAGGUCAUUGAUGACUUUUAGCUAGCCUGAAGACUGAAGUUCACUAAACUUGGGAAGCUAAAUUAUCCUGUCCAGACACGAAUACUGACCCACUAGAUGGUGUUUAUGUUUAAAGAAAUGGGUACAAGAAAUGGCAAUUCAGUGUGCUUUCAAACCUUUUUUGAGCAGACGGUGCUAUCUAUAGUGGGCUAAUAAUAUAGAUAAUACAAUAAAAAUGGUUUGUGAAGCUUCAUUUGGCCAUCACUACUGAUGUCCCUGUAAGCCAGGCCACGCCCAGAAACUGGGAGUGUUAAUAAGAGAAAAUACAGGGUCUCUGCACCAUCACCCACUUCUAGUGAGUCAUAAGGAUGAUUGAGAGGGAUUCUUUUUUUAAGAGUAUUUUUCUGGAAAAUCCUACUCAUUGUGUCUUUACAUCCCACCCUCUAAACAGGCCUGCAGUAUGAAAACACUGUUUAUUCUUUCAUUCAGUGACGGGAGGAUUGGACCUGGACUUGUCUGUUAAUUUAAUAGGAAAGGAAUCAAAAGGGAACGUGUUGGGAAUUAAGAGAGAAUUGUCUUUAAUAUUUGCCUGUUCACUGUUUAUGAAACGCUGCCAAAUUAGUACUGUAGGCUAGCCAGUGACUCAAACAGGGAAACACAUACCUCUCAUAGUGUGCACCUCUACAUAUCAUGGAUGCCUAUAGCCACAACAUAUCCUGUAUGUAAGCCUGUAAUACAAUAUUCAGUAUGUCACAAACACAAUUGUAUGAUAAACGCUGACACUGUUUGACUCUUCCGAAGCCAUGAUGCACUAUAAGCUGGUGUCCAUGUCGUAGUUUGCAGCUUUGUGUGUGGAUGUGUGUUGUGGCCACAGCUGGUCCUGUGGCUCCUCUGCUGAUCACGCUGCACAUUAUUGUUCAUCAAUCAAACCAAAUGGCCUUCUCUCAGGACGUACUGUUCAGAGGCUAUGCACGCAGAUGGAAAAGAAAAAACGAGCAGAGACAGGCUGUGUUAGCUGCGUCUCUGCAGCACAUCAUGUGGGUGUUUGAUUGCUGCUUUCUUCUGUUCUUCAAGUGUCCUUUGUUUUGAUAAAUGCCUCCCAUCCACCUUCACACCAGCCCUUAUACUCUUUACUUUGCCUUUUUCCUUCACUACAGCCAUCGACAACUAAUAAUGCUACUGUAUCUCUCAUUGGCCAUAAAGAAAAAUAUCAACUACCGAAUGGGAUCAAUUCACAAAGUGACUAAUGAAUGAAACUACUGGGGACAAGUAGUUGCAAUGGUUUUGUCAUGUGUAACCUUGCAAUAAACGACCCUGAACAUUUCAA